This is a messenger RNA of Callorhinchus milii (elephant shark), 2313 nucleotides long. RefSeq lists its product as uncharacterized. Gene Ontology annotation, cellular component: centrosome. Bases 146 to 1783 code for a protein of 545 amino acids. The transcript has 7 exons. The record is from RefSeq and is a predicted model, not a curated record. Lineage: Eukaryota; Metazoa; Chordata; Chondrichthyes; Chimaeriformes; Callorhinchidae.
UUGACAAAAAUAGGACUUACCUACGGGAAAUAAAAAGGGGAAAUAUUUACAUCAUUUCAUUUCUCCAAUAUUUUCCUGUAAUACAAGGUGCUAAAGCAAUUGCUCUCAAGUUACAAAAAUAAUUAUUGCACCACUAAAAUAACUGAUGAGCAGAAGCCCAGUGUAUUUUGCUGCAGUGUUUAAUUGUUUUUAUUACCUUAUGUUUUCUUGCAGUGAUAUUAUCAUAUAUCAACCUUAUGAACGCACCCAAAUUAAGAAGAGUGAUAUCCGUUCUGAAGAUCAAUUGCUUCCAAAACCUCCUAAUAUCACAAUGAACCAGAACCAGAUACACUUGACAUUUCCAGCCGAACAUCCCUAUACUUCCCACAUAAACAAAUAUGCAAUGUUUCCUAAAUUCACUUCACCAGAUGAUCCAUACACUGGUGUGCGAGGUGGAAAUCAACAGCCCAUUACUCCGAAUAUGCCGGCAAGACCUUACACUAUGACUGUGAAUAAAAAAAUUAGAGGAUCUGCAUACAGGCACGAAAUCCAGGAAAUCCCCUUUGCAUCUCAACAGAAGGGUUUACACUGGCCCGGGGAAUAUGGAUUUUAUCAUUAUCCAAAAUCAGCUCCAGGAUAUUCCCAAAUGUACUACCCCACACCACCAAAGGCUAUAGCUCCGAACAAUUUGUUGCGGCCAAUGGAAGUUACCGUGACUGAGAGAACAGCUAAUAUACUGAAAAACAUAGAAAAAGCACAAUGGCUAUCCACAUACAUGCGGGAUUAUACAGGCAAUGGAUCAAUGAAUCCUAUUGAAUUGGAUGAUUACCAUGAAAAAGUAAUUGCAGAAUUGGCAGGAAGAAGCAACUAUUUCGAAUCAGAACUAAGAGAACAGUCUCAUCCAACUUUUAUACCUAAUCCACCUUUGAGGCCCAAGAGGAAAAAAAUGACGAUAGCUAGUGAAACCAGUGCUCAGUGCGGCGGUUUCCCUCCUACUCCAGUAAAGAAGCCAGAGCCUAAGCCUAUUAUACAUUCACCAAAACCCAUGUAUGAUGAUAGCACAAAAUCACAGUGUAUUCAAACAAAGUUAUGUAUAGAUAAAGAAAAAGCAGGCUGCAACCCAAGUAUGUGCAUGAACGGAACAUCUCGACCAACCAGUAACUGCAUACAAUCAAAUCCCUUCUCUGAUAUCUGUAUGUUAAGGUACAAAGUCAACCAAGUGAGGGGAUGGGAAGAGCCCUGUGCAUUUUAUCAGCAUCAAAGAGAAAGGAUGAUGGAAGGAUGCACAACGCCAAAUAGGAACUUAGUACCAUUGAAUUCAGUUUGCAGAUCGUGCAACAUACAACAUUGGCCACACUGUGAUCAUCAAACAAUAGAAAAUAAAGUACCUUCUAUUGAUAUCAGUUAUGAGGAUUUACCACAAAGUAGGCUGCAAGAUUACACAGCCAAAGGCAAACCCUAUUUUCUGAACAAGCCACCUUCAUCAGAAGAAAUCCAGCGCACUAAAAUUAUAAUAAACAGACAAGCCAUGCAUGACAGUAAUGAAUACAACCCUGGUUCUGGUGAUAAUCAGCCAUUAACUGACUGUUAUCAUAUACAAGGAUACUCAGCAAUGGAAAAAGAAAGGAUUUUGAAUUGUGAUAGAUGUCAUCUUCUGACAUCACACCUCAAACAACCGUUCAGCAAAACAGAAGCACAUAAUCGUUACCUCAAAGCAAAUGAACAAAGAACAUUGGAUCCUCGAGACAAUGUUCAUUCAGGGAGGAAGCACACUUUUCAUGGCAUUAGCAGCUAUUACUUGUAGUAACUAAAUUGUUCACAUAAUAAGUCGACUCUUUGCAACAUUAAGCAUAACAAUGUUUUGUAUAGAGCACUUUUUAUCUGCAGUUUUCCUGCAUGGAUGGGAAUUUCAAAACAGACUACAUUUUAUAAAUGGGCAUCAAUUUCAUCACAUGAUACUAAGAAAUUUCCAAUAAACUGUAUGUCAGUAAUUUGACCAGCAAAUUAAACCAUUGUGAAACUAUUUUCUUUUGGAUAUAAAGCACCAGACUUGUGCAACACUUUAUUGCUUUGUAUAUUUCAUCUGAAAAGGUAGUUCUAUCUUAAGUAUUUUCUUUUACUGUUAAGUGUAUAAAAUAAUGUAUAAUAUUAAAGUGUGUUCACCAAAUCUUAAUGGUUACAAAGCUUGAUAUCUGUGUACUUACUAUGCACUGGACACCGUACUUUGCAGUUUUGGGCUGCAAGUGAGAGGCAGAUUAGAAUUUUGUAUGAAUCUGCUCCCAGAUGUGACAACUGAAGUCCUGGUUCACUGACCUUCUUACUGAAUAGCCGGCA